This is a messenger RNA of Ogataea philodendri, 2088 nucleotides long. RefSeq lists its product as uncharacterized. The record is from RefSeq and is a predicted model, not a curated record. Gene Ontology annotation, biological process: cell division. Lineage: Eukaryota; Fungi; Ascomycota; Pichiomycetes; Pichiales; Pichiaceae. The transcript has a single exon. Gene Ontology annotation, molecular function: protein binding. The coding region runs from base 1 to 2088 and encodes 695 amino acids.
AUGAACGUCUCAGAUCAAACACUUCGACAACUACGAGCUACCAUAAGGUAUUCGCUGGAUUAUGAUUUGCUUUCAACAGCGGAGUUUACUUCAGAACGAUUAAUAGCCCAGGAUCCAACAGAUCUUGAUAGUAUACACCUAUAUGCGCUGGUGAUGUACAAACUCAGACGCUACAAAACAGCUUACAACUUGACUUCUCCCCACAGCGCACAACAUGUUGGCUGUUCGUACAUUUUCGCCAAAGCAUGCUUGGAACUCAAGUGUGAGCCGGAUGGAAUCUCCGCUCUGACCAGAACCUUGCCGAUGUGGUCUCAACUAGCUCGAUCUGAGGACCAGGAUUCCAGAUACGUGCCCGACAGUGUCGCUUGCUACAUUUUACUAGCGAAGUUAUACGAGUCUGUGGGUGAUGUUCGUCGAAGUGCGCUGAACUAUUCGCAGGUCUUGAACUUUGAUCCAUUUAUUUUCGAAGCGUUUGAAGAACUGUGCAAAAUGGGAGUGAAGGUGAAGGUGAACUCCAUUUACAAAACCAACCCGAUAGCCGAGAUUUCAGGCUCUCUUUUUAACGCGCGUGACUCUUCUUUUGACGAAAAGAAGUCGGGAUUUGGAUUCUCCAAUCCAAGAAACGACACAAAGCCAUUUUUCAAAACGCCAGGACAUUCGGGACCUAAUUCAAGCAACAGCGACUUUGUCGCGCAGACCCCAGAACCUCAGCAAGUUAAUAACUCACUGGCAACUCCACGGGUUAAGCAACUUCAGAUGCCAGAGGCACCGAUCAGAAAGUCUGCAAAGAGCUCAAACUUUGAAGGUUUCAAACACCCCAGCGUGCCACCAGAUUCGAUUCGCCGAAAAUCCGCCAGAAACUCCAGUUCGAUCACAUCUAGACUCCUUGGACAUCCUCUAAACACAUUAACUGACACCAACUACACAUCCGGCAACACGAGUGCAUCUGCAUCGGCCUCAUAUAACCAUGGCUCUAAACGCGAUGGAACAGGCAUCAAACGGGUGAUAGGGUCUACGUUUGCAACAUCUGGAGCACCUAAGAACGACACACGGCUUGAUGUGUCGCAGAAGAAUCAGGACAGCCAGCUCGUAUCUGUCUAUUCGAAGCUGGCUAAAGGGUAUAAAGCCAUGUGUUUUUACGAUUGUUUCAAAGCCAUCAGAAUCUUUGACUCUCUUCCAGAAAACGAAUUGAACACUCCAUGGGUGCUGGGAAAGCUUGGAAGGCUACACUUUGAGAUUGUCAACUAUGAAGAAGCCGAGAAUUACUUUAUUAGGCUUCGGCAGCUGGAUAGAACAAGAUUGAAAGAAAUGGAGUACUACUCAACGUUACUAUGGCAUCUUCACAAAGAACUGGAAUUGAGUUUCUUGUCGCACGAACUACAUGGAAUUUCUAAGGACUCGUCUGAAGCAUGGAUCGCAGUUGGAAACCUGUUUUCGUUGAAGCGGGAGCCAGAUGAAGCAAUCAAAUGUUUCCAGAAGGCUAACCAGGUGGACAAGAAUUUCGCCUACUCUUACACUUUGCAAGGACACGAGUAUUUAUCCAACGACGCUUUUGAGAACGCUCUAGAAUGUUUCAGGCAUGCAAUUCUUCUGGACAAGAGACAUUACAAUGCAUUUUAUGGAAUAGGAAUGGUGUAUUUGAAGCUGGGGGAUUUCCGCAAAGCAGAGUUCCAUUUCCGCAAAGCUGUGGAAAUCAAUCCUGUGAACGUUAUUUUGAUCUGCUGUGUGGGAAUGGUGCUUGAGAAGUUGGGCAAGAGAGAGCAGGCGCUGCGCCAAUACAUAUUUGCUUCGAGAUUACAGCCUCUGUCAAUGCUGGCAUUGUUCAAGAAGGCACAGUCGUUAAUAUCGUUGAAGCGGUAUGAUUUGGCUUUGAAAGAUUUUGAAAAGCUGGAGAACCUGGCUCCUGACGAGGCGUCUGUUCACUUCCUAUUGGGAAAACUGUACAGAAUUUACGGCCGCAAAAACGAUGCCAUCAAGCAGUUCACCAUUGCACUGAACCUUGAUCCAAAAGGUUCUCACUUGAUCAAAGAAGCACUCGAAAGUCUGGAAGACGAAGAGGACGUGGACACAGAGCCACAAGACUCUUAA